Molecule: messenger RNA, 565 nt
Organism: Musa acuminata subsp. malaccensis (wild Malaysian banana)
Lineage: Eukaryota; Viridiplantae; Streptophyta; Magnoliopsida; Zingiberales; Musaceae
Source: RefSeq, a predicted model, not a curated record
UGAUGAAGUCUUGAGAACACAUAAUGCCUCCGUUGAAGCCCCCAUGGGUGGUGGUGAAUCAUCCACCGGAGCUCAGGGAGGCGAGGAAAGCGACCCCAUACAUGGCUGCCUCACUCUCACACCCGUCUCACAAGUGCAGAGGAUUCUGAUGUCCCACGCAGCUGCAUUAUUAGGGCUAAUGACACCUCGUCCUUCUAAUGGCGAUGGGGAGACGACCCCACCACGACUGCUGGUUUUUAUGGUGCGACGGGACCAGUGCUCACUGACGAAACGGUCGCCAUUCGUGAACAGGUACACGAUUAUUAGGUUGGUGAGGAUGAGGAUGCCGGUGGGGACUGCUCUCGAGCAGUCAGUGAUGGAAGGACAUGUGCUCUUCUUGCUCCAAUGCGAAUGCUUCGCCGUCGGCGCCAUGUCGGCGAAGCCGUGCGCGCCGACGGGCGAACGUGGUGCGCGCACCAGCUGCUCGAUGAAUGGUCAAAGAAAGGCUUCCACGUGAGAGCUUAGCUGGUCACGCUGUUGAUCGUUGAUGGUGAGAUGUUUACAUUGAUUCCCAUCUUUUUCAUUG